Messenger RNA from Microtus ochrogaster (prairie vole), 5216 nucleotides. It is a transcript of the gene Itch, whose product is annotated as itchy E3 ubiquitin protein ligase. NCBI's taxonomy places the organism in Eukaryota, Metazoa, Chordata, Mammalia, Rodentia, Cricetidae. Gene Ontology annotation, molecular function: ubiquitin protein ligase activity; protein binding. The transcript has 24 exons. The record is from RefSeq and is a predicted model, not a curated record. The coding region runs from base 190 to 2652 and encodes 820 amino acids. Gene Ontology annotation, cellular component: cytoplasm. Gene Ontology annotation, biological process: protein K29-linked ubiquitination; protein K63-linked ubiquitination; proteasome-mediated ubiquitin-dependent protein catabolic process.
UGCGAACUCGCUCUAAUCGCUGUAGUCGGGGCUCGGGACCGGCUGCCAUCUUAGUGGAGGGACCGAGGAGUCGUCGCCGCCCCGAGUCCCGGUAACAUGCAUUUCACAGUGGCCUUCUGGAAACAACGCCUUAACCCAAAAAAGUGACUCAGCCAGUGAAAACUUCAGGUUUGCUGUCUUAUUGAUGGUAUGUCUGACAGUGGAUCGCAGUUUAAUUCAGUGGGUAGCUUGACCAUGAAAUCACAACUUCAGAUCACUGUCAUCUCAGCCAAACUUAAGGAAAAUAAGAAGAAUUGGUUUGGACCAAGUCCUUAUGUAGAAGUCACAGUAGAUGGGCAGUCAAAGAAGACAGAAAAAUGCAACAAUACAAACAGUCCCAAGUGGAAGCAACCACUUACAGUUAUCGUUACCCCUACAAGUAAAUUACAUUUUCGUGUGUGGAGUCACCAGACCCUGAAAUCUGAUGUUUUGUUGGGAACUGCUGCAUUAGAUAUUUAUGAAACAUUGAAGUCAAACAAUAUGAAACGUCCUUCACAGAAUGAUGAUGGUUGCAGACCCAAAGAAGAAACAAGAGUGAGCACAAAUGGAUCAGAUGACCCUGAGGCUGCAGUGUCGGGAGAUAACAAGAAGACAAAUGGGAACAAUUCUCCAUCCCUUUCAAAUGGUGGUUUUAAACCUUCUAGACCUCCGAGACCUUCCAGACCACCUCCACCCACCCCACGAAGACCAGCAUCUGUCAACGGUUCACCAUCCACCAGUUCUGAAAGUGACGGUUCUAGUACAGGCUCUUUGCCACCAACAAAUACAAAUGUAAAUACAAACACAAGUACAUCUGAAGGAGCAACAUCUGGGUUAAUAAUUCCUCUUACUAUAUCAGGAGGCUCAGGCCCAAGGCCACUGAAUACUGUAAGUCAAGCUCCCCUACCACCUGGGUGGGAGCAGAGAGUAGACCAGCAUGGGCGUGUUUACUAUGUGGACCAUGUUGAAAAGCGAACAACAUGGGAUAGACCAGAACCUCUACCUCCUGGUUGGGAACGGCGUGUGGACAAUAUGGGACGUAUUUAUUAUGUUGACCAUUUCACAAGAACAACAACAUGGCAGAGGCCAACAGUGGAAUCUGUCCGGAACUAUGAACAGUGGCAGCUACAACGUAGUCAGCUUCAGGGAGCAAUGCAGCAGUUUAACCAGAGAUUCAUCUAUGGGAAUCAAGAUUUGUUUGCUACAUCACAAAAUAAAGAAUUUGAUCCCCUUGGUCCUCUGCCCCCUGGAUGGGAGAAGAGAACUGAUAGCAAUGGCAGAGUGUAUUUUGUCAACCACAACACUCGAAUUACACAGUGGGAAGACCCCAGAAGCCAAGGUCAAUUAAAUGAAAAGCCCUUACCUGAAGGCUGGGAAAUGAGAUUCACAGUGGAUGGGAUUCCAUAUUUUGUGGACCACAAUAAAAGAACAACCACCUACAUAGAUCCUCGUACAGGAAAAUCUGCCCUAGACAAUGGACCCCAGAUAGCAUAUGUUCGAGACUUCAAGGCAAAGGUUCAAUAUUUCCGUUUCUGGUGUCAGCAACUGGCCAUGCCACAGCAUAUAAAGAUCACAGUGACAAGAAAAACAUUGUUUGAGGAUUCCUUUCAACAGAUAAUGAGCUUCAGCCCGCAAGAUCUGAGAAGACGUUUGUGGGUGAUUUUCCCAGGAGAAGAAGGUUUAGAUUAUGGAGGUGUAGCAAGAGAAUGGUUCUUUCUUUUGUCACAUGAAGUGUUGAACCCAAUGUAUUGCCUGUUUGAAUACGCAGGGAAGGAUAACUACUGUCUGCAGAUAAACCCAGCUUCCUACAUCAAUCCAGACCACCUGAAAUAUUUCCGUUUUAUUGGCAGAUUUAUUGCCAUGGCUCUAUUCCAUGGGAAAUUCAUAGAUACUGGGUUUUCUUUGCCAUUCUAUAAACGCAUUUUGAACAAACCAGUUGGACUUAAGGACUUAGAAUCUAUUGAUCCAGAAUUUUACAAUUCUCUCAUCUGGGUUAAAGAAAACAAUAUUGAAGAAUGUGGUUUGGAAAUGUACUUCUCUGUUGAUAAAGAAAUUCUAGGUGAAAUUAAGAGUCAUGAUUUGAAACCCAAUGGAGGCAAUAUUCUUGUGACAGAAGAAAAUAAGGAGGAAUACAUCAGGAUGGUAGCUGAGUGGAGAUUGUCUCGAGGUGUUGAAGAACAGACACAAGCUUUCUUUGAGGGCUUUAAUGAAAUUCUUCCCCAGCAAUAUUUACAAUAUUUUGAUGCAAAAGAAUUAGAGGUCCUUUUGUGUGGAAUGCAAGAGAUCGAUUUGAAUGACUGGCAGAGACAUGCCAUCUAUCGCCACUACACAAGGACGAGCAAACAGAUCAUGUGGUUUUGGCAGUUUGUUAAAGAAAUUGAUAACGAGAAGAGGAUGAGACUUCUGCAGUUUGUUACUGGAACCUGCCGCCUGCCAGUGGGAGGAUUUGCUGACCUCAUGGGGAGUAAUGGACCACAGAAGUUCUGCAUCGAGAAAGUUGGGAAAGAAAAUUGGUUACCCAGAAGCCAUACUUGUUUUAACCGUCUGGACCUUCCACCCUACAAGAGCUAUGAGCAACUGAAGGAAAAGCUGUUGUUUGCCAUUGAAGAAACAGAAGGAUUUGGACAAGAGUAACUGUUGAGACCUUAGGCCACCAGAGGACAGGGACUCAUCUGCAGUGCCUGUCUGUCCCUUCCUUCUCUGCCUGUUGCACAUCUUAUUGUAAACUUGGACUGUGACUAGAGAGUUAUCUGAGUGUAAGUAGAUUAAUGUUGUUGGGAUUUACCUUCCAGUGAUUCUGGAUUUCUCCUCAGCGUUUCCAGAAAGCAGAUCUACAGACAGUAGUCAGAAACUUACUUAACAAGAGAUUUAACACAGCGAUGAAAUCUCCCUUGUCUUAUUCCACUAGAUUGUUCCCUUGACAACAGUUUUCCGUGUGUCAGUAUCACUUGGGAGUCAGUCUCUUGAUGACUAUUGUAACGAUUCUGCAGACACACAAGAGUGUCUCCAAAAUUGCAAUACACAAGUCUUCCUGAUAAAGCCUCUAGCUAGGAGGUGCUCGACAACAGUGCAAGCUCAGCCGCUUGUGCUCUCCCCUCAUUUCAGCCUGGCCUGACUGUUGUGUUCAUUCCUGGAGCAUGAACCUGUGCGUCCUUCUGAUGUUAUUCCUGGAAGUGACGCAGGAUCUAACCCUUUCUACAAAGUAGUUUUGUCUAUUUGAAUUCAGGGAAAACUUGGUCCCCGCUGACAUAGCUUCAUACCUCUCUCCAUUCAGUUUAUAAUUAUUUGAUUGAUUGCCUUUCAGAUACUAAAUUUUACAAACAGUAUCAGCAUCAUGGUUUCUUCACGUUUUUGUUUUUUUGGGUUUUUUUUUGUUUUUGUUUUUUGAGACAGGGUUUCUCUGUGGUUUUGGAGCCUGUCCUGGAACUAGCUCUGUAGACCAGGCUGGUCUGGAACUCACAGAGAUCCGCCUGCCUUUGCCUCCCAAGUGCUGGGAUUAAAGGCACACGCCACCACCGCCCAGCUGUUUCCUUCACGUUUUAACCUAGAAUCAAAAUUAAUUUGAAUUCAUCUAAGAUCAUUUUUGUUUUUUAAAUCCUACACAUAAAUUGAAGUUUAGUGGUUUUAUCAUAAUCCAAUACCCUGGUUACUUUUCAUUAUUGCUAACGUAUUCAUGUUGCAGUCAUUUCUAAUCCAAAUAGAGGUCAGUGGUGCAGUCUUUGAAAUCAGGACAGUGUCCAGCAGCAAGUUUGUGCUGUCUCCACAUGUCCCGCCUCCUCCACACACAGGAGCAGGUGCCUCCAUCUUACAUGGCCCUGCUCUGCAAUAUUUUCCUUACCCCUAAAAAUUGUAGAUUUUCCAUUUUUCUUUAUGACUCAUUGGUUUUAGACUCCCCCUUUAGUAACUGAUGAAUGCACUUUUACUUUCUCUGUAGUUAAUUUACUCUGGUUUAGCUUAGACUGUCAGGGUGACUGCUGCUACAGAUAUGACUUUAUGGGCAGUGAGAUGAAGCCUCAGCCAGUCGAGUUCCUAUUGUAGCCAAAUCCCAAGAACAGCCUUAUAACUCUAACAGGGACUUACAUGUGUCGGUGGCAUAGCAUGAAGAUGUAGCAUGAAGCCAAGAAUACACAGAAAGAAUGACAAACCCCUGUCCCAUAGGAAAGAAAAUGUUUUUAUGUCCCUAGCUGCUUUUCUUGUUCUCAUCCUGGAACAACAUUUUGAACAUGUGCAGCUGGACUCUUUAACACUGCCAUUGUCAGCAGAAACAUGCGUGACUCAGCUAGAAACGGUCAUUGAAGGGAAAGCUUAGCUUCCUCCAGCCCUCUUUCUUACCCUGUACACCACAGGACAUACAUGACACCUCUAGAAGCCCUAGUUAUUUCCAAAGUAGGAUCUCUCUGCCUUUUUGUUGGUAGGGUUAAAAAAUACAUAUGCUAUUGCUUUGUCUUACAGAGCGAAUGUCUGCCAACCACCCGUUCACUACAUAGGCCUGGACUUUAAUAUAUGGCUAUAAAACUAAGCCUUCUACAAAGACCUCCCAUUGGAUCAAAUUCUUGUACUAAAAUGUAGUCAUCUACCAUAUCCACUAGAGACUUAUGAGAUUAAGAGAUAAUGUAAGAAAAUAGGCUUUGUUGAUUCUGCAUAAUGCUUCAUGAUUCAUUUAGGGACCUAGAGAUAUUAUGUGAAAAUGUAUAAAUAUCACCCAAAAGGCUUUCUGCCCUAUAUUUUUAAAAUACAGAAGUUAUAUUUGAAGUAGUCCUGGCCCUAGUUCUAUAGGGCUUGGCUAUUUAAUAUUUUUAUGGAAGAAAUGUUUAGUUCUGGAAAAGGUAAAUGCUUGUAUAUAUUUUUGCAGCCCUGGGGUCUCCUAAACUCCAUUUCUUCCUUUAAUUUAAAUGGUCACAUGUAUAUGUCUUCCCUGCUGUGUUAGGAAAAUGGGGGCUGGAUAUCCCAAGAAUCAGAGCUUAUAUAAAAUAAUGCAACUAAGCAGCAGACAUAAAUAUUUACCAAAUGCUCUCACAGUUUGGUUCAGAGUGAGCAUUUGGAAAUAGGUUUAUUGUGUUUAAUUUGCGCUUUUCCUUAAAUCUGGACUAAGUUGCUUUUAAGAAUUUUUUUCUCUGUAAGCAUUGUAAAUGCUAAUCAGUCCUGUGAAGUUUUUUCUUACUGCAUGUUACAUUGAAAUAAAAACAGAGUAAAAUGAG